GAUGACCCCAAACUCAUUUAUGAAAAGCCCUAUUUAUUUGUACUGGGACAAUUUGCCUAUUGAAAAGGUGAAAUUUCAGUUGAGCGGAACAUACCCUUUGACGUUUAUUUUCAACGGCAGAGGGACGACUUCUACAUCGUGGUUCCACCAAGCUAAUGCUAUUUCAAAUUCACUUGGUGCUCAUUCACUUUCAACAACAUAUACGUUCAAUAACAAUUUCAGUUACCCAGACUUUUAUAUCACGUCCACCGAAGCUCGGAUACAAGCCAAAAGACUAAGUGGAAUUGACGAAAAGUACGAUAUUUAUUUUAAAAAAGAUGGUAUUAAAACACUUGUGGAAACCCUGGUCAUCUCAGUAACUCUCUAUUAUUAGAUAGAUAGAUAGAUAGAUAGAGAGAUAGAUAGAUAGAUGGACAGACAGACAGACAGACAGACGGACGGACGGACGGACAGACAGACAGAC
Messenger RNA from Octopus sinensis (East Asian common octopus), 463 nucleotides. RefSeq lists its product as uncharacterized. The transcript is spliced from 4 exons. The coding region runs from base 2 to 373 and encodes 123 amino acids. The record is from RefSeq and is a predicted model, not a curated record. NCBI's taxonomy places the organism in Eukaryota, Metazoa, Mollusca, Cephalopoda, Octopoda, Octopodidae.